UUUUGUGUUUUUUAGCCGCAACUUGACGUUGUGGCUUAGCUACUUUAGCAGUUGACUUUUGCGACAUAUUCAUGAAAAUUUUAAGUUUUUGUUAUGGCUAAUGAACAACGCCCCCAGUGGUCGGAUAUUCUGAAGAGGAGAAUAGCAAACGUCCAAAAAGACGAAAAAAGUGACGAGGAAAAGAAAGCUGAAGAAACGGAGCUGUUUACCAAAUAUUACACAGAGUGGAGAGGAGAAGGCAGUAACGACAGCUCCUACAGGACCGUUCCACGAUUCUACUACAGGCUUCCAGCUGAGGAUGAAGUACUACUUCAGAAACUCAGAGAGGAAUCCAGAGCUGUGUUCCUCCAGAGGAAGAGCAGAGAACUGCUAGAUAACGAAGAACUGCAGAAUCUCUGGUUUCUGCUUGAUAAGCAUCAGGUCCCUCCAGUAAGUGGAGAGGAGGCCAUGAUCAACUACGAAGCCUACCUGCAGGUGGGGGAGCAGGCAGGGCCCAAGUGCAGGAAAUUCUUUACAGCCAGAGUGUAUGCAAAGCUGCUGCACAAUGACCCGUAUGGCCGGAUCUCCAUCAUGCAGUUCUUUAACUACGUCAUGAGAAAAGUGUGGCUACAUCAGACCCGAAUAGGCCUGAGUCUGUAUGAUGUGGCAGGACAGGGCUACCUCAGAGAGUCGGAUCUGGAGAACUACAUCCUGGAGCUGAUCCCCACUCUGCCACAACUAGAUGGACUGGAGAAGUCCUUUUACUCUUUCUACGUCUGCACUGCUGUCCGGAAGUUCUUUUUCUUCCUCGACCCGCUACGAACUGGAAAGAUAAAAAUCCAAGAUAUCCUGGCCUGCAGUUUUCUGGAUGACUUAUUGGAGUUAAGAGAUGAGGAGUUGUCUAAAGAAAGCCAGGAGUCAAACUGGUUCUCAGCCCCAUCAGCUCUCAGAGUCUACGGCCAGUACCUCAACCUGGACAAAGACCACAAUGGGAUGUUAAGCAAAGAGGAGCUGUCACGUUACGGCACAGCCACUCUUACCUCAGUCUUCCUGGACAGAGUGUUUCAGGAGUGUCUCACCUACGAUGGAGAAAUGGACUAUAAAACCUAUCUGGACUUUGUGUUGGCCCUGGAAAACAGGAAGGAGCCAGCAGCCUUACAGUAUAUUUUUAAACUUUUGGACAUGGAGAAUCAAGGAUACCUCAACGUCUUCUCUCUCAACUACUUCUUCAGGGCCAUACAGGACCAGAUGAAGCUGCAUGGUCAGGAGCCUGUCUUCUUUCAGGAUGUCAAGGAUGAAAUCUUUGAUAUGGUGAAGCCUAAAGACCCCUACAAGAUCACAUUCCAGGAUUUGGUGAACAGUUGCCAGGGCGACACGGUUGUCAGCAUCCUGAUUGACCUCAAUGGUUUCUGGACCUAUGAGAAUAGAGAGGUGCUGGUCGCCAGUGACAAUGACAUCAGCAACACAGCUGACCUCGAAGACACAUGAAGAUCUGAGGCUGAGAUGUAAAAAAAAAAAAAAAUAGUUUUUUUGUUUACAACAGCUUGAUCAGCUGGAGCGAUACCUAUCUUUUUGACCUCUGGAAACGAGAUGAAAGGACUUGAAACAUGGUUGAGCUGGAUGGAAGAAAUAAGUCGGGUACUUUUGGUCUUUAAAUAUUGUUUAGUCAUUUUCCUAUAAAAACUACUUUUACACUAACAACUUUUCUGAUAUCAGUUCUUAUAAAAUUGUCUAUUAAAAAUAAAAAAGAACUCAGAAGUAAACCAUGAAUUGCAUUUAACUAAACAGUUUUAUUUUUCUUUAGAUUGAGGGUAAACAGAAACCAUUCAAUUAAAAACUACAGGUGGUAA
Melanotaenia boesemani (Boeseman's rainbowfish) is the source of this 1829-nucleotide messenger RNA. RefSeq names its product protein phosphatase 2, regulatory subunit B'', gamma (gene ppp2r3c). Gene Ontology annotation, biological process: cortical cytoskeleton organization; regulation of dephosphorylation; positive regulation of B cell differentiation. The record is from RefSeq and is a predicted model, not a curated record. Gene Ontology annotation, cellular component: centrosome; spindle. The transcript has 13 exons. Bases 94 to 1467 code for a protein of 457 amino acids. Lineage: Eukaryota; Metazoa; Chordata; Actinopteri; Atheriniformes; Melanotaeniidae.